GGCCGGGCCCGCGGUGGCCGGCGGCUGGGAGCGGCGAGGCGGCGGCGGCCGGCGAGGCCCGGGAGGUGGUGGCCGAGGCCCAGGCAGCGGCGGCGGCCCAGGAGGCGGCGGACGGGGAGCAGGCCCGGCCUGGCCCUCGAGCGGCCUCCUGGCUGCAGCAUGCGCGUCCGCCGGGGGCUGCUGCGGCUGCCGCGCCGCUCGCUGCUCGCCGCGCUCUUCUUCUUCUCGCUGUCGUCCUCGCUGCUCUACUUCGUCUAUGUGGCGCCCGGCAUAGUGAACACCUACCUCUUCAUGAUGCAAGCGCAAGGUAUUCUGAUCCGGGACAACAUGAGAACAAUAGGUGCUCAGGUGUAUGAGCAGGUGGUUCGGAGUGCUUAUGCCAAGAGGAAUAGCAGCGUUAAUGACUCAGAUUAUCCUCUUGACUUGAACCACAGCGAAACCUUCCUUCAAACCACAACUUUUCUUCCUGAAGAUUUCACCUACUUUGCAAAUCAUACUUGCCCUGAAAGGCUCCCUUCCAUGAAGGGCCCAAUAGACAUAAACAUGAGUGAAAUUGGAAUGGAUGACAUUCAUGAACUCUUCUCCAAAGACCCAGCCAUCAAGCUCGGAGGUCACUGGAAGCCUUCGGAUUGCAUGCCUCGAUGGAAGGUGGCAAUCCUUAUCCCCUUCCGGAACCGCCAUGAGCACCUCCCAGUCCUGCUCAGACACCUGAUUCCCAUGCUUCAACGCCAGCGCCUGUGGUUUGCAUUUUAUGUGGUUGAACAAGUUGGCACCCAACCCUUUAAUCGAGCCAUGCUUUUCAACGUCGGUUUUCAAGAAGCAAUGAAGGACUUGGACUGGGACUGUCUUAUUUUUCAUGACGUGGAUCAUAUACCAGAAAAUGAUCGUAACUACUAUGGGUGUGGACAGAUGCCAAGGCACUUUGCGACUAAAUUGGACAAGUAUAUGUAUCUGCUUCCUUAUACCGAGUUCUUCGGUGGAGUGAGCGGCUUAACAGUGGAACAGUUUCAGAAAAUUAAUGGCUUUCCCAAUGCUUUCUGGGGUUGGGGUGGAGAAGAUGACGACCUGUGGAACAGAGUACAGAAUGCAGGCUAUUCCGUGAGCCGGCCGGAAGGUGACACAGGGAAGUACAAGUCCAUUCCUCAUCACCAUCGAGGAGAAGUCCAGUUUCUGGGAAGGUAUGCUCUGCUGAGGAAGUCCAAAGAACGGCAAGGGCUGGAUGGCCUCAACAACUUGAACUACUUUGCAAACAUCACAUACGACGCCUUGUAUAAAAACAUUACUGUCAACUUGACACCCGAGCUGGCUCAGGUGACCGAGUACUGAGCUGAGGAGAAAACACGGCGUUCGCUGUACCCACCACCACCAGGAAAGCAGCCUGAUGAGAGGUCUCGGCACUCCACACGGGAAGAGAACAGAAAUACAGCACCUAAUGAAGGGUCACAUGGCUCGAGGAAAAACUGUGAACAGAGCAGACGCACAAAACGCCUCCACCGGGUGGACCCCCUGGGACUGAGGGAGAAAGCUGGCAACUUCCCUCGUCUCUUCACAAGACAGACGCCUGUCCUGCUGCUCGGCUCCCCGUCUCCUCCCCCGCGUCCCAUCUUAGCCACAAUCUGCAGAACCAGAAUUGUGGUCUGCCACGGUCCCGCCUCGGAGCCUGCCCUGUGAAUGGCCUUUGGAGCCCUUGGGCCUCGAAGGCCAAGAGGCGAACCCACCACAGGGCAGCUGCGUUUCAGGAGGAGUAAAUGAAACUCCGCACACCAUUCUUCUCCAUCUCUGGUGUUCUCUUUGGUUUCAUUUUUUAAAUAAAAUUUACCUGCUUUGGGUGGGGGUUGAGGGUGGCAGGGAGGGGUUGGGAAGAUAAAUAGACAUAUAACAAUCACUUCUUGAAGAAGUAUAACUGUAAAUAAGCCGUGUAAAAUGCCUUUUUUAAAUUUAAUUUUAUAGCUGGCUCUAAUUCAAACUGAGGAUUUAUACAUUAGAUCACUAUUUGGUUGGCAAAUGUGGGAACUCGGUUAAAAUGCAGUGGAAGAAUAUCAUCUCCUAAAUUGCUGUCACUUUGGAAGAGAGUGGAUAUAAGGCAUGUCACAAAAAGAACAAAACAGGCCCAUCUUUAUCACUGGAAGCUAAUCUCUUCUGCCCCCUCCCAUCCCUCUCUUCCAAAAGUCUUGCUUUUGACUUUUGCUCUGGAUUCCCUCUUUCCUGGUGGGCACGGAGACUGAACCCAGUCUCUUGCUAAACAGGAGUCUGCUGUUUCAGAGCAGGCCGCUCUCCCUGCUCAAAGCAGAUUCAGGGUCUCACUGUGCAUGCGCGCGCACACGCACACACACACACACACACACACACUCACACACACACACACACACACACUCUCUCUUCAUCAUUUAGAAGGGAAGGGGUUUGGGCCUCUGCUUUCAUCCUUCUCUCUUUCUCUUCUGAAACGUGGCCCAAUUUCUGAACUCUGUGCCUAAAUUACCAACAGUCUUCAGUGAUGCCUCUGAAUAUUUCCCUUUUUGGUUUCUGGAAAAGUUUUUUUGUUGAUAUUAGCUAUUAGCUAGUACAUAGAACUAAUGAGCAAUUGAAUUAAUGAAGGAUUCGGUCAGGGAGCAGGAGAUACCGAUGUGCUGUGGGUCAGCUGGAAUCCAGGUUAGAGCAAAUCAGAGCUUUGAAAUCAGACUAACAGCUUCAGGAUGGGAGAGCCCAAGUGCUCUGUUCACACUCCUGUUCUUUUCGAAGUCACAGUCUAGAUUGCAUUUGAGUUUGUGCCUCUGUUUUCCAUGAGCCAAAUCCCUCAAGUCAUAGUCCCUGUUGUAUUCUGAAUUCGGAAAUGCCAGUUUUUUCCCCUCCUUUUCCAUAAGACAUAUUUAUAUAUUGUGAUGAAGAGUACUUUGUAAAGAGUACUUCGUAUUUUUUUUAAUUGCCUUCUUUGCCUCAACUUCCUUAAUUUUCAUGGUUUACAUGGACGAUGUAUGUGUAGGGGGUAUAUUUGUAUAUAUAUGUGUGGGUUGGGGUCUUUUCCAUUGCAUAUGUUGGUUUCGUGGACAUAUGAUCCCCACAGGCUGUGGGAGUGAUUGGCCAGGCCUUGUUUAUUGUUCAUGUUUUCGUUCUUUUAAAGAAUACAGUGGUAUGUAGAAAAUAAACUGCAUCGCAGAGCUCUUAUCAGCUUGUAUGAGAGAGCAGGCUCCUGCCCUUGAAAAUGCUGGUAAGUUGUAUCAUAUGUUUUAAAAGAAUUUUGAGCAUUUCAUGCUUUGAAAGAUCUUUAUGAGGGAACAUUACACACAGAAAUUCGUUUGAUUUUCCUUUGAAUUAUGGUGCCUACAGCAGUUAAGAUUUCUUUCUCCUUGCCUCCCCCCACACCCUCAGGCCUCUAGCCGGCCUUGGCCUCUGUCACUGAAGGCUGUGAGCUGCUUUCGGUAUGACAGAACUUUGAUGUCAUUUGGAAGAAUUUGCCGAAAAGACUGAUUCUUGGUUAAAGAUGAUCUGUGCAUUUUGAGAAGUAAAAAAAAAAAAAAAAAAAAAAAGAUCUGUGCAUACAUGGCAGUGUUGUAAAAUAAUCUUGUUUGCAGCUUUUUCAUAACAUAUUUACCACCAAGAACAAAAUGUUGACAAAAGGCUGACACCUGAUUUAAAAACAAAUGCUAAUUUGAUGACAAAAGGAAAAGGUUUUUUUCACUGCUCAAGUAAGGCCACUAUUUUAUAAUCACAUGUACUUUUGGUUUUAUUAGUGUAAAACCUCUUUGCACUGUUAGUAGUCAGUUAGCCACCAAGUUGAGUAUUGUAUGGGAAACAGAAGUUUAAAACAUACCGCCAGGCCCAAGUGCUGUUAAUGGUGUGAAAUUCUCAUGUUAAGAAAAAAAGAACAAUAAGAUCCAAAUAUGAUCUUGUGCUAAUUUUGGCCGCUGACAUUCUUUCAGGCUGCUGAUGGGUGACUCCUUAAGUGGCCUUGCCUGUGAUGGCUGUGGCAGGGAAAGGUUUCUCCUUCCACACUGUUCUAUUUUGGGGGUUAGGGAGGGGUCAUUAUUUGCAAAAUCAUUUUGACAUUAAGGGACUCUUACAUUAGAGCUCCUCUACCACAGACAUUAAUAGCUGUACAACAUUCACCUGUACUGAUUGUAUCCACUCACCGGUGACGAUGGCAUUGAACGUAGCUAGCUUAUUUCCAUCACUACGUUUUUGUUUUUGUUUUUGAGCUUGCUCUUAUGUUUUAAGAGGUGUCAGGGGUACAUUUUUGCACUGAAAUCUAAAGAUGUUUUAAAAAACACUUUUCACAAAAAUAGUCCUUUGUCAUUACAUUAUUUACUCAUGUGUUUGUACAUUUUUGUAUGUUAAUUUAUGAAUGAUUUUUUCAGUAAAAAAUACAUAUCCCAAGAACCAAA
Molecule: messenger RNA, 4379 nt
Organism: Manis javanica (Malayan pangolin)
Lineage: Eukaryota; Metazoa; Chordata; Mammalia; Pholidota; Manidae
Gene: B4GALT5
Product: beta-1,4-galactosyltransferase 5
Biological process (GO): glycoprotein biosynthetic process; carbohydrate metabolic process
Cellular component (GO): Golgi apparatus
Molecular function (GO): UDP-galactose:glucosylceramide beta-1,4-galactosyltransferase activity
Source: RefSeq, a predicted model, not a curated record